AUGAUUUCUUCGUCAUGGGUUGCUUCAACUUAUGCUAGUAAGUUUAAGAUUAACCCAUAUAUGAAAUUGCGAGAAAUAGUGGAGCAUGUGUGGUGUGAUUGGGGUUUAAAGAUUUCCAUCUGGCUAGCAGUUAAGGCUAGGAAAAAGGGACAAGCUAUGAUUCUUGGAUGUAGACCAUUUAUUUCACUAGAUGGUUGCUUUUUGAAAGGUCCGUUUGGUGGGCAACUUCUAGUAGCCGUCGGGAGAGAUGGAAACAAUCAAAUGUUUCCGAUUGCAUGGGCUGUUGUGGAGGUUGAAAGUGGUGAUAGUUGGGGUUGGUUUUUGGAACUCUUAGCUCAAGACCUAGGUACGAAUGAUGGUGCAAGUUAUACCUUAAUGUCAGAUCAACAAAAGGGUUUAGUGAAAGCUGUUAGUGAAAUAUGGAAGCAAUCAGAAGUUAGGUGUUGUGCUAGACAUGUCUACUGUAAUUUUAGGGGCGUGUUUGGUGGGGGGCAAGAACUCAGGAAAUGGUUCUGGAGGAUUGCCAAAAGUACAACUGAAAAUGUUUUCCGUGAAAAUAUUGAAGCUUUUAAAAAAGUUUCUGAUGCUGCAGCAAAUGACUUGCUGAAAAGGAAUUACAGUAAAUGGUGCAGGGCAUUCUACACACCUCAAUCUUGUUGUGAUAACAUAGACAAUAACAUGAGUGAGGCUUAUGAUUAUCCUUUGGAGCCUUUAAAUGGACCUAAUGAAUGGCCAAUUUCACUAGCAGAACCAAUUUUGGCCCCUCCAUUUAAGAAGGUUAGAGGUAGACCACAAAUAGCUAGAAAAAAACAGGUUGGAGAAGUUACUAGCAAUGGUAAAAUGAGGAAGACUGGCAUGAUAAUGAAAUGCAGUGUAUGUGGAGAGCAAGGACAUAACAAAAGAAGAUGCAACUUAAGAGUAACCGAAGAGCCCCCUCCAAUUCACCAUCCCCUACAACAUAAGAAAAAAGGGAAGAAACAAGCCUCCCUUGUCACUGCUAAUAUACCUCCUCCAUCAAAUGACCAUGCCCCUCCUGCACCCCAAAUGCAUCAAAGAGGGGUAGGGUUGAUGACAUAUCCUAAUGAGUUUCAGAGGGUAACCUCAAUUAAUCAACCAAGGAGGCAAGCUGCUUACUACGUAGAUUAUGGGGGAGAGCAAACUUUGCGGUCAACGACAAUAAUGAAUGACAAUGCUCAAUUACCAUCACUAUCAACACAAAAUAGUGUUACUUCCUCUAAUCAUAGCUUUAUUGCUCCAAAAGGAAGAAAUUAUAUAUACUCUCAAGCAUUACAGGUAUUAUUUUCUUAA
Molecule: messenger RNA, 1308 nt
Organism: Spinacia oleracea (spinach)
Lineage: Eukaryota; Viridiplantae; Streptophyta; Magnoliopsida; Caryophyllales; Amaranthaceae
Exons: 4
Coding region: 1-1308 (435 amino acids)
Molecular function (GO): zinc ion binding; nucleic acid binding
Source: RefSeq, a predicted model, not a curated record